UAUCAUUUGCCACUUUGCCACCAUGACGUCAGCUCAGGGCUGAGCUCUUUACCUGUGGCUGGGAUCUUAAAUGAGCUGACGCCAGGAGAGAAAGGCACUUUCUCUGAGGCUUAGCAGCAAGUGGCAGCAGCACCAGAAGUGGCAAUGAGACGCUCUGUGUUCUUCGCUGUGUGCCUCGGCCUGGUGCUGAGCCUUUUGAAAGAAGCCCCUGCUGCAACACCUGCAGACACAGCAGUGACAACAAGCUCAAUAACUACAGAAAAAGGUACUGAUAAUGGAACAGAUGGUGACACACUGGAGCUGAGACCCUCAGAACCUCCAGGAAACGAUACUGAUAAUGGAACAGAUCCCAACCCACAAGUGAUCCCAAACUCAAAACUUUCAGGAAAUGAUACGGAUGGUGGAACAGAUCCUAACCCACCAGUGGGGCCACCCUCAGGACCUUCAGGUGAGGAGAAAAGCCUUCAGGUCUCCCCCUUCUGGGGACAGAUUGCAGAAAAGAUACGGAUGGUGGAACAGAUCCUAACCCACCAGUGGGGCCACCCUCAGGACCUUCAGGAAAUGAUACGGAUGGUGGAACAGAUCCUAACCCACCAGUGGGGCCACCCUCAGGACCUUCAGGAAAUGAUACGGAUGGUGGAACAGAUCCUAACCCACCAGUGGGGCCACCCUCAGGACCUUCAGGAAACGAAACUGUUAAUGGAACAGAUCCUAACCCACCAGUGGGGCCACCCUCAGGACCUUCAGGAAAUGAUACGGAUGGUGGAACAGAUCCUAACCCACCAGUGGGGCCACCCUCAGGACCUUCAGGAAACGAAACUGUUAAUGGAACAGAUCCUAACCCACCAGUGGGGCCACCCUCAGGACCUUCAGGAAACGAAACUGUUAAUGGAACAGAUCCUAACCCACCAGUGGGGCCACCCUCAGGACCUUCAGGAAACGAAACUGUUAAUGGAACAGAUCCUAACCCACCAGUGGGGCCACCCUCAGGACCUUCAGGAAACGAAACUGUUAAUGGAACAGAUCCUAACCCACCAGUGGGGCCAUCCCCAGGACCUUCAGGAAACGAAACUGUUAAUGGAACAGAUCCUAACCCACCAGUGGGGCCACCCCCAGGACCUUCAGCUUGAUGCUUUUUGA
Molecule: messenger RNA, 1140 nt
Organism: Camarhynchus parvulus
Lineage: Eukaryota; Metazoa; Chordata; Aves; Passeriformes; Thraupidae
Exons: 16
Coding region: 145-1140 (331 amino acids)
Source: RefSeq, a predicted model, not a curated record